This is a messenger RNA of Musa acuminata subsp. malaccensis (wild Malaysian banana), 1985 nucleotides long. RefSeq names its product geranylgeranyl pyrophosphate synthase 7, chloroplastic. Gene Ontology annotation, molecular function: geranylgeranyl diphosphate synthase activity. Lineage: Eukaryota; Viridiplantae; Streptophyta; Magnoliopsida; Zingiberales; Musaceae. The record is from RefSeq and is a predicted model, not a curated record. Gene Ontology annotation, biological process: isoprenoid biosynthetic process.
UUUCAUGGAGAAUCCGGCAGCCAGUCAUAUCCCUGGCAAAUUUCAACAAAAAGACGUGAGGUGUGCGCCAUUUGGCGUCACAAUGCACUCACAAGUUAUUGCCACGAUCUCCGCACGCAUCAUGAAGCGUACCGGGAGCCGACCAUGGCCCUGGUCUGGCAUCACCAACCGAUCCCCUAUUGUCCAAAUUCGUGUGGUAUCUUUGUCUUCACAGGAUUCCAUAGUCCCAUCAGAUUCUUAGCCUCUCGUCUUAUCUCCUCCAUCCUAUCUUCCCUCUGCCAUUGAAUUCGGUGCUUGUCUACAUGUCUUCACUUUCUUCCGCUUCUUCCACAUCUCACACCACCUGUCUGCCCCUUCCACUAUUUGUUCGCAUGAUGUGCCGUCUCUUCCCAUCUACUUCCUACUCGUAGCACUUCCUCCUUCCACUAUAACCUCCGCCACCAUCCCCUUUUCCUCUUCCUCUUUGUAUUUUAUUUGCCUUUUCGCUACUCUCCUUGCUUCGAUUCACAAUUACCUUACACAAGGAGAAGAAUACACACAUGGCUUCGCUCACCCCUUACAUCUGCUUUACCACGGUGGGCACCAGGGCCCACCUCUCCUCCCGCCCCUCCCCCGCCUUCCGCCCCUCUCGGCCUCCACCGCCGCCGGUCACCUCCAGGAGGGCAUUCGCCAUCUCCUUCGCCGCCCGCUGCCGCGGCCCGGUUCCACCCCAUGCCACGGAGGUCGACGUCUCCGCCGCCGAGCCGGCCGUGGCCCCGACCUUCGACUUCAAAGGCUACAUGCUCCAGAAGGCGGCCAUCGUCAAUCGCGCCCUCGACGAGGCGGUGCCGCUCGCUCGCCCAGAGCGGAUCCACGAGGCGAUGCGCUACUCCCUCCUCGGCGGCGGCAAGCGCAUCCGCCCCGUCCUCUGCCUCGCCGCCUGCGAGGUAGCCGGCGGCUGGGACGCCUGCGCGAUGCCUGCCGCCGUGGCCGUCGAGAUGAUCCACACCAUGUCCCUCAUCCACGACGACCUCCCCUGCAUGGACGACGACGACCUCCGCCGCGGCCGCCCCUCCUGCCAUCGCGCCUUCGACGAGCCCACUGCGGUCCUUGCUGGCGAUGCCCUUCUUGCCCUCGCCUUUGGCCGCCUAGCGGACCCGGCGUCCUAUCCUGCCGACGGAUUCGUGCCGCCUGACCGGGUUGUCCGUGCUGUUGGUGAACUCUCUCGCUGCGUGGGAGCCGAGGGCCUCGUCGCAGGCCAGGUAGCCGACCUCGAGGCCACCGGGCUCGGAACCCCUGUCAGCCUCGAUACGCUCGAGUUCAUCCACCUCCACAAGACGGCUGUUCUUUUGGAGGCGUCAGUGGUCCUCGGCGCCAUCUUAGGUGGUGCGUCGGAUGACCAGAUUGAGCGGCUAAGGAAAUACGCUCGGUGCAUCGGGCUGCUGUUCCAGGUAGUAGAUGAUAUACUUGAUGUGACUAAAUCUUCAGAGGAGCUGGGAAAGACGGCCGGGAAGGAUCUGGCCAGUGAUAAGACGACAUACCCAAAGCUUUUAGGAUUAGAGAAGUCGAGGGAGUUUGCCGAGGGUCUGCUGAAGGAUUCCAAGGAACAGCUCUCAGGGUUUGAUCCAAUAAAGACGGCACCUUUGCUGCAUUUGGCCAAUUACAUUGCCUACCGCCAGAAGUAGAUCACAGAGAUGGCCAUGAUAUGAUAGGUAGUCACCAGAUAUAAGUUAUCUUGGAUUAGUUGAUCUGCCAUUUGGAACUGCAAUGCUAAUCCUGCCUGCCUCCAUUGCUCUGCUACAGGUCAACCCUCUGUUGUUUGUUUACUUCAUACUUCUAUGAAUGCCUUUCUCACAAAGAUGUUGUCAUUUUGAUGAUUUAUCGUGUGUGCUAUUUCCAGAGGCAGUUCUCUUAUUUAACAAGUAUGCAUUAGUAAUUAGAUCUAAUAUAGUGGUUUUGUAGCUGCUUCCAGAAAUCAGAACAUGAAUUAAUUUGAUGCGUUUAUA